Messenger RNA from Cydia splendana, 1613 nucleotides. Its product is annotated as palmitoyltransferase ZDHHC3. Bases 19 to 945 code for a protein of 308 amino acids. The record is from RefSeq and is a predicted model, not a curated record. Gene Ontology annotation, molecular function: palmitoyltransferase activity. The transcript is spliced from 6 exons. Lineage: Eukaryota; Metazoa; Arthropoda; Insecta; Lepidoptera; Tortricidae.
AUUUGUAGGUCUGGGACUAUGAUUCGCGAGAUGUUCGUGAGUUCAGACGAGGAGGAUCUCGAGAGUCCAUGUGACAUCGAUCCGGAGCGUGCCGGCCUCACGCGGCCCAACCGCGACAUGCACAACCGCUGUUGCGGCGGCAAGGCUUGGUGUAUUAAGGACAUAUGCGGUAUAAUAUGCGCGGUGCUAACAUGGAUGCUGAUCCUAUACGCGGAGUUCGUGGUGAUGAUGGUGAUGUUGCUACCCGCCGUGUCGGCCUACCCGCUCUACAGCUACGUCAACAUACUCCUGUUCCAGAGCCUGGCCUUCCUGGCGUUCGCGAGCCAUCUCCGCACCAUGUUCACGGACCCGGGCGCGGUACCAAAAGGCAACGCCACCAAGAAGAUAAUCAAACAGAUGAGUUUCCGCGAGGGCCAGGUCAUCUUCAAGUGCACAAAGUGCUGCAGCAUCAAGCCUGAGCGCGCGCACCACUGCUCGGUGUGCCAGCGGUGCAUCCGGAAGAUGGACCACCACUGCCCGUGGGUCAACAACUGCGUGGGAGAGAACAACCAGAAGUACUUCGUGCUUUUCACGUUUUACAUCGCGGCGAUAUCGAUCCACUCGCUAGCGCUGUCGCUGUACCAGUUCGUGACGUGCAUACGGCACGAGUGGCGCGACUGCAGCACGUACUCGCCGCCCGCCACGGUGGUUCUGUUGCUGUUUCUCAUAGCGGAGGCGCUGCUGUUCGCCAUAUUCACCGUGGUCAUGCUCGGCACGCAGUUGCACGCCAUAUGGAACGAUGAGACGGGCAUCGAACAACUAAAGAAAGAGCAGGCGCGGUGGGUGCGCAAGUCGCGGUGGAAGAACAUACAACAAGUCUUCGGCCGCUUCUCCAUAUUCUGGUUCUCACCGUUCACGCAGCCCUCCAUCAAGACCAAGCUCGACAGCUACUUGUAUAGCGUUUAACACCUCCACACUUUUAUAUCACAAAGUACACCUUUUAGCACUUGAUAUUUUUGCUAAACUACAAAGCGUUCACACGGGAGUACGCGGUUUUGUCGCUGGCGACAAAUACGCGGCUAAAUGCGAUAUGCACACGCGAUAAAUUUGUCUGUAGAAUGUACGUGGCGACGCGUGCGGUGAAUGCAGGACUUAACAAAGCCUUUGUAAACGUUGUAAUAUACUUAAUGUAAUAUCGCGCUUUCGCGGUGUAGUGUUCUCAAUCAAUAAUUUGCCAUUGUAAUCGAUGCAUCUCAGAAUAAGCAAUAUUUUUUCAUAUUAGUGUGCAAUAAUUUUGCUAAGCGUGUUUUUGUAUUCGUUCUUUUUGUACAUAUAGGUACUCGUAUAAUGGUCGAUGGAAGGCACCGCGACUUUUCGGCAGUGGCUCGAGUCGGAAACAGUUUACAAAUAAAAGGGGAAACAAACGUAUUAACAUCACAAAAACUCUGUGCAAUCAAUUUACAAUUGUGAUUCAAAUAGUAUAACAACAGUAUACUUACAUUUAGGCACAGAUCUUAAUAUACGACUGACUUGUAAUUUUAUGGUACAUAUAGAAAUAAUACUUGGUCUUUGAAGUAAUAACAGCAUCGUAUUCUGAUAUUUUUAACGGUGGUAUUACGAUUGUCGGGUUUGGU